GUUGAGUGUGUCACUUUAACGUGAACAACUAAAUACAGGCGGCGUUCAGAAUUACUUCUACGUCUCUGAUUGGUUGUCACAAAUUGAAGCAGACCAAUCAGAAAAAGCAUUAACAGUUACUGUGAUAUUUUGAACAGCGUCAACUUCAGUUGCUCUGAUGAGACAAAUGGGCACCACAGCAACGUAUUAGUAGCACAAGAAUUUUAUAAAUGAAAAAUAUCAUUGAACCGGAGCACAUCAAGUCAUAAUUCAUACCUACAGGAUUUAUAAGAAUGGCACCAUCAAAAGUUUUAAAUGUGCAAAAUAAACAAGGUGGUAGUAAUGCAACAAACACAAGAAAGAGAAUAACUACAAGAAGUCAAAAUUCUGCAGUAAAUAAUACUUUACUCAAGGCAUCUGUUCCUAGUAAAGAUCCUCGUAUAAAAAGGAAAGCAGAAGCAUCGCCAUCAAAGGAAAAAACAACAAAAAGAUAUGCAUUAGGAAAUAUCACUAAUGCAAUUGGAAAAACAUUGGGAACACAUCAAACACAAGAACCAAAGAAAACAGUUAAAAAGACAUUUGUUACUCAAGUAAAACCUUUUGCGCAGACAAGUUCUAUUAGAACGCUUGAAAAAAUUGUGACCAAGCCAGAGGUAGUACCUCAAAAACCAAAGCCAGUGCCUCGUGUGAAAUCAAUAAAAAAGGAUGACGAGAAAACUGAAUUACCUAGUAAAAUUUUAAAUGUUAGACGUAGUUUAGAUUUAGAAAAGUCAGAGGACAGUUCUUUGUAUGUAAGUGCAUUAGAAGAAGUAGGGGAUGACAGUACAAAGAAGUCCAGGAAAAGCAAUAUUCAGUCUGAAGAAAAUGAAAAAACAGAAAAAAUAGAUAAAUCAAGUGAACUUAAAGUACCUAGAGAAACUCAAGAAAAAACAGUAGCAGCUCAGUUAGAUGCUCCACCUGAGAGAAUAUUACCUGAAGGAGUUCAAUGGGAUUUUGAUGCAGAAAAUUGGUUGGAUCCAUUUCAAGUUUCACACUAUGCCAUGGAUAUUUUCAAUUACUUAAAAGAUAGAGAACAUUUAUUUCCUAUUGGAGAUUAUAUGGAAAGACAAGUGUGCCUUUCACGAUGGAUGAGAGCCUUAUUAGUUGAUUGGAUGGUAGAAGUUCAAGAAUCUUUUGAACUGAAUCAUGAAACUUUAUAUCUAGCUGUGAAAUUAGUUGAUCUAUAUUUAACAAAAGUAACUGUUGGAAAAGAAACAUUACAAUUGUUAGGCGCUGCAAGUCUUUUCAUAUCAAGCAAAUAUGAUGAAAGAAUACCUCCAAUGGUAGAAGAUUUUUUGUAUAUAUGUGACGGUGCUUACACGCAAAGAGAAUUAAUUAGAAUGGAAAUGAGUAUAUUAAAAGUUAUUGAUUUUGAUCUUGGUAUACCUCUUUCUUAUCGAUUUCUUAGACGAUACGCCAGAUGUGCAAAAGUGUCAAUGCCAACAUUAACUUUAGCUCGAUAUAUUUUGGAAUUUUCAUUGAUGGAUUAUGCGACAAUAAUGUUCAGCGACAGUAAAAUGGCCGCGGCUGCACUAUUACUUGCAAUGCAAAUGAAAGAUCUAGGAAGUUGGACUCCAACUUUAGAAUAUUAUAGUGGUUAUAAAGUUGAUGACAUACUAGAUAUCGUGAAUCUUUUAAAUCAAGGGUUACAUCGAAAACAUAAAGAAGCUCUCACUACAGUACGUAAUAAGUAUAGUCACAAGAUAUUUUUUGAAGUAGCAAAGCUGCCAUUAAAAGAUACAUUAAAUAUAUAG
Messenger RNA from Eufriesea mexicana, 1772 nucleotides. It is a transcript of the gene CycB3, whose product is annotated as cyclin B3. Gene Ontology annotation, biological process: mitotic cell cycle phase transition. The coding region runs from base 273 to 1772 and encodes 499 amino acids. The transcript has 8 exons. Gene Ontology annotation, molecular function: cyclin-dependent protein serine/threonine kinase regulator activity. The record is from RefSeq and is a predicted model, not a curated record. NCBI's taxonomy places the organism in Eukaryota, Metazoa, Arthropoda, Insecta, Hymenoptera, Apidae.